GCGGUGUGACAAGCUGCCCGUAAAGGCGGCGGUGACAACAUCUAGUUUGGCUAGGCUAGGCUAGGCUAAGCUAGGCUAAGCUAGGCUAACAGCAGGCGACACAAGCAGCGAUCAGCUGACCAGUGACACUGACUGAACUUUGGGAUAGUUUUAAAUACCUAAAAUGUGCGUCGAUUGGCAAUUUAAAAAAUAUUGAAAAAAACUACCUAUUGGUUUCCUACGUAUUUUGCCAUUCUUUUUCACUCUUUUAUAGGUUACAGUAUUUUAACAUCCAUUUAAAAAGCAGUUUCCGGUCCACUCGGCAACACUCGGCCAACAUCGGCAUAUAGCGUACAGUCUAUGUAGCCUGUACAGUGGGCCUUCAAAAUAAAAGACAGCAUUAAGGCUACACUUAAACACGGUUGCAGCAGAACUAUGCUUCACUCGCCUCCCACAGUGUUACGUCACCAGCUACGUCUUCGAGUCGACUUAAUAUCAUUUUAAGCAUCAUGUGAUGUGAAUUGAUGCAGCAGAAUGAUAUAAUAUAGUCAAUUCAUUCUUGGGCCAUAAAAACCCAAAGUGUGCUUGGUAGGACAGCUUGACGUCCCGUGAGGGCGGAGACGUGAGCGUGCGGAGACCUGAAGCAUGAGACGAUUCGGCUCGUCAGUAAGCUCCAAGACUUUGCUGCUCAUCAUUUGGCGGGUGUGCAAUGUCCUCAUGUGCUUAUUCUUUGGCCUUGCCACCUACGUGCAGAUCAACGACCCUGACGCUGCCUUGUGGAUGGUCGGUUACGGCGUCCCUGCGCUCCUCUGUGCCCUCAUUGGCCUCCAACACCAAGUGACGGAGACGUUGCCAUGGAGACGCGUGGCUGACCUCCACGCGAUGAUGUGCUGUGGAGCCGUGGGGAUGAUGGGAUGGAAGCUUUCUAAAGAGAACCCGGCAGACAUCUUCCAGCAGGAGGAGGGCAGAGAGAUGUCUGGUCUCGUGUUGACGGUGGUGUGGCUUCUCCUGUGUCGCCACUCCGGAAGGUCUGCGGUGGGGAAGCUGAGAGUGUCGGCAGGUGUCCUCAUCACCAUCUUCCCAUUUGUGUGCUGGUAUCACGUCCACAACAAGAGCAGGUCCCACUGGCCAACACACUGCAAAACUGCAAUUUGAGAUCAAACUGCAAAGAAGACUGACAGCACCGAGAAGAACUGAUUGAUGAAAACAAACUAUCACAUUUUGCAUCAGAUGUUGGUGCUGUAUUGUAAUUAUAUGCAUUAUUUGCAUUGAGAAUAAUUGUCAUACUUUAAAUAUAUAAAUUAUAAUUUAUAUGUAAUUAUAUAUCCAUUUCAUGUAUCAACUUCAAUAUUGUAUUAAAACAUGUGACUUCGA
Molecule: messenger RNA, 1353 nt
Organism: Doryrhamphus excisus (bluestripe pipefish)
Lineage: Eukaryota; Metazoa; Chordata; Actinopteri; Syngnathiformes; Syngnathidae
Gene: tmem220
Product: transmembrane protein 220
Source: RefSeq, a predicted model, not a curated record